Molecule: messenger RNA, 1773 nt
Organism: Debaryomyces fabryi
Lineage: Eukaryota; Fungi; Ascomycota; Pichiomycetes; Serinales; Debaryomycetaceae
Exons: 1
Coding region: 1-1773 (590 amino acids)
Biological process (GO): ubiquitin-dependent protein catabolic process
Cellular component (GO): cytoplasm
Molecular function (GO): ubiquitin protein ligase activity
Source: RefSeq, a predicted model, not a curated record
AUGUCUGAUAACAAGAGUUUUCAAGGUGGCGCCCCCAAUUUUACCCUCGAUAACGAAGAAGCUGGGUCUUCCAUGUUUGGAGCUGUCAGACAAUUCAUAGCUGGGCUAUUGAUAAAGGACAGCAUGUCACCUACUAUCAGUUUAUACUCAAGGUCACUAUCGUCUACUGUUGUUCCUCCUUCUUCAAGUGACAGUUCUAGUGGUGGGGGAGACGUUACCGACGGAGUAACUUUUGUUGGAAAUACUACUUCGACAGUAUUAUUCUUUUUGGCUCUAGCGGUAGGUGUAUUGAUAGCUGUAUUAUUCGUGUUCUUCACGUUUCGUUAUUUCAUCAGAUCGAAGUAUGGACUUCACGUUUAUCCAAUACCCCAUAGAACUCUCUUCUAUUCUUCGAGUGCACCACUAGAUCAGAAUAGUUUGACGAAUGUUGAGUUACAAGAACAAAUAAAUUAUGUCAGAGAUAAUAAUUACAUAAGAGGCGAAAUCUUAGCAAGAAGGAUUAAUCGUGGAAGAAACCGUCGAAGGAGAAGGGGUGGAAGGUAUUCAAGAAUGAAGAAAUUAACCGAACAAGAAGUUGAGAUCUUAUUCCCUAUAAAGACAUAUCAUGAUUGGCUUAACGGUGGACAGGAGAGAGAUCAUGAAAUUAGAGAUGGUGUCUUGCAAGAGGAAUCCAUGCUAGCAUGUACAACUCAAGCGAAACCACAGACACAAGAUGAUUCAUUUGAUUUAAAUGACAUCCAAGAGGAAAACUUGAACCGCACUAUGUCUCAUAGUUUUGUCAGUGAUGCAAUCGAUGUCAACCAAUCACCUAUUACAAAGGUUGAAGGAAUCGAAAUGCAGAAUAUGAAGUUGGACGAAAUUCCUCACGCGACUCAUGUAUCGUCUCCAUCAGAGGAAACCGAUGAUGAUUUGCAUUUCACUUCAGGCACAUGUGCCAUUUGUCUUGAAGUCUUGGAGAACGAUGAUAACGUUAGAGGAUUGAUUUGUGGGCGUGUAUUUCAUUCUGAUUGUUUAGAUCCAUGGCUUACCAAGAGGCGUGCGUGCUGUCCUAUGUGUAAAAGAGACUACUUUUUUAAGGAUGAACAUAAUAAUAGCCUUAGCCACCAAGGUGAAGGUAGCAGCACUGCUAAUGGAAGCGGUGAUGAUAAUAACACCAACAAUAAUCAAAAUAACGAUGCAGACGAUGACUAUGAUGAUAUUGAUUUCGACGCUUUCAGAAAUGAUCCUGCUUUAACAGCAUUGCUUCAAGAGCUAGUUCCGUUACAUGAAAGAGUAAGGACGAUAUUAAAUGACACUUCCUUGGCUCAUUUAAAUAUCGAACAAAGGGCUAAUGAAAUUGCUUCGAAAAAACGGGGGAACGCAUUAAAGGUGGUGUGGUGGAAAAUCAUGGGUAUCAAAAAAGAAGAUUUGUUUAAUUGGGCUGUAAUAACUAUUCAUCGUCAAGAAAGACAAAAUAUAGCUAGGGAUACCUCAACGACUAAUAACACCAACGAUGCAAAUGCCAAUGCGGACUCCAACAUCGACAACAACAAUCCUAGUGCUACUGAAAAUAUCAAUAGCAUUAGCAAUAACAGCAACCCCAGUGAAUCGAAUAGCGGAAAUGCCAUCGCCAAUGAAUUGCCUGCCACCAAUGAAUAUCCUAGUGUGGAUGAUAUAACCAACGCAAAUACAGGAACAGUAACAACCGAAUCGAAUACCACCCCUUACACAUCAAAUUCAAGACAGGUUUCUGCAACUGAUAUUUCAAGAGAUAUUGUUGAGCAAAGGGUAUGA